AUGUCGACUCCCUUAGAGACCCUUUCGCAGGUCCCUUCUUCUCAUAUUGUAUCCAUAUCUAAUACUGGCUGUUGGCCAUGUCCUGUUCCUCAACUCCAAUCACCGUACUCGGCGUCUUAUUCGAACACUUGGCGCUUCCCCCUAGUUGUUGAUCAUGGACAUACGGGAGUCAACCAACUUGGAGGCGUUUUUGUUAAUGGACGCCCACUGCCUGAUCUCAUCAGAAAUCGGAUCAUCGAGCUCGCCCAUCAGAGUGUUCGUCCGUGUGACAUCUCACGGCAAUUGAGAGUCAGUCAUGGAUGUGUGAGCAAAAUUCUCGGACGAUAUUAUGAGACGGGAUCGAUACGACCAGGAGUAAUCGGUGGAUCGAAACCAAAAGUCGCCACACCUCGAGUGGUCGAUUGUAUCACUGGAUAUAAAAGAAACAAUCCGACGAUGUUCGCGUGGGAGAUUCGGGAAAGGCUUCUUCGUGAAGGGAUUUGCGAUGCCGAGAAUGUCCCAUCGGUUUCCUCAAUCAAUCGAAUUGUACGGAAUAAAGGCGGACAUUCCACAUCAUCAUCAUCUUCAACAUCACUCUCAAUUCUUUCUUCACAAACUACACACAGUCCCUCAGUUGCUCAGAAUAUCCCUCCAAUCACCCCGACGAGUCUUCCAAUUCCAUUUGGUCAAUCUCCCUUCACUACUCCGUACUCAAUCAAUGGCUUAUUGGGAUUCGAUAAAGAAUGGUUGAGUCGAGCAAAAGGGAUGGGAUCGAUGAAUGGGAUGAAUGAGAUGAAUGUAGUUGAUGGGUGGGGUGCUCCACAAAAUCACUCAUCAAAUUAUCUCCUUCAUUCACAUCAAGCAACACAAUUG
Molecule: messenger RNA, 852 nt
Organism: Mesorhabditis belari
Lineage: Eukaryota; Metazoa; Nematoda; Chromadorea; Rhabditida; Rhabditidae
Source: the annotation of a GenBank genome assembly